AAAUGGAAGUGCUCUUCAGCAGCGAAACACACCUGAAAAAACUCUCGUCCCUUCCUCUCCCUCUCCCUCGCAAACAUGGACGCUCCCUCACCAGAAAAUAACACCAUCAACGAUUCUAUACACCUGCAAAACGUUGUCGUAAUGAGACACGGUGACCGGAUAGACAGCCUCGAACCGUUAUGGGUCACAACAGCCUCUAGACCGUGGGAUCCACCACUCGUGGAAGCGGGUCGGAUCAGAGCUUUUUGUACUGGUCGGAAACUUAAAACGGAUCUUGGGUUCCCUAUCCACCGGGUCUUUGUUUCUCCUUUCCUACGCUGUAUCCAGACCGCCUCCGAGGUUGUCUCUGCCCUCUGCACCGUCGACGAUGGUCCUGACGUUGUUAGUAGUCGCGGUGUCACCAUCGAUUCCUCUAAACUCAAGGUCUCUAUCGAGUAUGGUUUGUGUGAGAUGCUGAAUAGGGAAGCCAUCGGAAGUGAUUGUGCGCCCAAAGACGGCAACUUUGGGUUCAAUAUCUCUGAGCUUGAAGCUAUGCUACCAACUGGGACAGUGGAUCAUGCUGUGAAACCAGUGUAUGAAGAGCUGCCGCAAUGGGAAGAGACGGUGAUGGGUGCAAGGACUAGAUAUGAACAAAUCAUUAAGGCGCUUGCGGAUAAAUACCCUUCAGAAAACUUGCUGCUUGUCACACAUGGGGAAGGAGUUGGAGUUUCAGUUUCUGCAUUUUUGAAAGACAUAUCAGUUUAUGACGUAGAGUACUGUGCAUAUUCACAACUAAGAAGAUCUGUUGUCCACGAAAAGAAGUCAUUUACUGCUGGAGAGUUUGAGGUGCUCACUCAAAAUGGUCAAUCUGGCAUCAGUUACUGUUCUGCAAACCCUAUGGCCAGUGGCGCCAUGUAUGAUGAAAUGUGACCUUUUUUUGUUUAUUGCGAGAAACCAUUUUAAACAUUUCUUCUGUCAACCUUUGGGGGCUGCCUUAAGCGCACUUGCUUGUGUUUCUAGGAGAACUGCUAUGAUCAAAGGGAUUCUUAAUUUAGGGCUAAUUGAUUGUAAAGGUCAAUUAGAUACCAUUGUUCCAUCAGGGAAUUGAGCUGUUAUCGCUUUCAUUGCAAACAACAUAAAAGAGGUAAUUAGGGAAACUUUCUUUGGGUUUUGGUGUGGUUAAAUGUUACCCUGAACGUUAUAAAUGAAUCUUGAUUGAGCUC
Populus euphratica (Euphrates poplar) is the source of this 1202-nucleotide messenger RNA. RefSeq lists its product as uncharacterized. Lineage: Eukaryota; Viridiplantae; Streptophyta; Magnoliopsida; Malpighiales; Salicaceae. The record is from RefSeq and is a predicted model, not a curated record. The transcript is spliced from 4 exons. Bases 76 to 909 code for a protein of 277 amino acids.